Molecule: messenger RNA, 2130 nt
Organism: Dioszegia hungarica
Lineage: Eukaryota; Fungi; Basidiomycota; Tremellomycetes; Tremellales; Bulleribasidiaceae
Product: nuclear protein DGCR14
Exons: 3
Coding region: 1-2130 (709 amino acids)
Cellular component (GO): catalytic step 2 spliceosome
Source: RefSeq, a predicted model, not a curated record
AUGGACCCUCCGCCAGCCUCAACGUUCAGGCCAAGAACAGGUCCGGCCCCGAAGCUCAUCGAAGGGCCUCGAGUCGGUCAACGGAGUUUGUACCAGCAGCGAGUCCUCGAUGAAGACACGUAUACCGAUGCCCUCUCCCACAUCAUCACUCGCGACUUCUUCCCAAACCUUCCUCAUGUGCACGCUACCAACGCCUACCUUACCGCCUUGACGAAUAACGACCCAGAACUCCUUUCUUCCUCGAUCCGGCGGCUGGCCCAGCUCGCUCAGGAGAAGGAGGAUGGAGUUGGGCGUAUAGGACCUAGCGGUACGAGGGAGAAGGAGGAGCGCGAAGCUAAGGAGGCAAGGCGGCGCGAACUGGAGAAUAUGGGAACACCAUACAUCUCUGUUCCGGGAGGCGGGUCAAGGCGGGCGGCGCGGACGCCUAUAGGGGCAAGAGGCUGGGACACGCCAGACGUCAGGGGAGAGUCAUCAAGGCGGAGAGGGGAGGAGUUUGACGAGCUCGAUGGCGCUGGCGAGACGCCUGGACCGUCUCAGCCAAAGAAGAAGCGGAAACAGCCUGCACCAGACACAGUCAGGGAUGACCUCACCCUCGAUGCGUUCCAGCGCAACUAUACCUCGGAGGACAACGCGUCAUUCGUCCAGAUUGUCGAUAAGGAGAAUCAACAGCGCCGGGAGGAUAGAUGGGGAUGGGCAUGGGAGGUGGAGAGAAAGGCAAAGGAGAGGCGGCUGGAAGGGGAGGCGAGAAGAAAGAUGAUCCUCGAUACUGCGACGAAUGGAGAGUGGAGGGUCAAUGCCGAGGGAAAGCGUCUGAUAGGCGGUCUGGCCGAGGGAGGAAGGGACAGAGCAGAGGGAGAGGUGUGGAAGGAGGAGUUGAAGCUCGUCACUGGUGGCGAGGCGGACGCUGAGGUCGAGGGCGGAGCGGCAUCAUCAGCCCUUGUACCACAUGCCUCGUCAUCGACUUCGUCAGCACUCAUCACCUCGAAAGACGCCGCCGGAUCACAAUCACGAGCAAGCACGGACAGUUACACCGAAGAGGCCAUUCCCGCGGAAACGCCGCUUGGUCGAGCUCUCACCGCUGCCGGGCUCCCCACUACCGUCUUGGUGUCGAAGGAGGAUGGCGCGUUGGUGCCCAUGCGGGAAGUGACGAGCGGCGGAGGUGACGGUCGUGGACGCGGAUUUGGCGAUAAGGAAAGCAGGGAGUUGAUUGAGCGGGUCAUCAUGGGAGACGAGGAGAGGGAACAUUUGGGUAUGGCCGGUAGCGGAGCCGAUUUGUGGGGGUACAAGACCCGGAACAACUUUUACUUUGCCGCCGACGCAAAUACGGAUCCCUACCCCAAACCCCAAGCCAGCAAAGCAGCGCCUACCCGGUCAGCUCCUCCCGCUAUAUCACACGCCAACACUCGUCUGCCGGAUGACGACGAGGUCGGACCCGCUAGUCGAGGGCGCACAAGCAGUACGCGGCGGGGAAGCAGUCCCGCCCGGAGUUGGGUCGCUGCUGCCGUCAAGGGCACACCGUACCAUCCCGGCGGCAGCAGCGGCUCCGAGGAUGGUAUGCCUACCAUCAACAACUAUGCCCUCGUCGCCGCGGACCCGUCACCUGCGCCAGAAGACCUCCCAUCCCUCCUUACAUGGGGAACCCUCCUCGCGACCCCCAAAGCCCUGGACGGGAGUGACGACCCGCUCGAUACCGGCCGGUCCUUCCGCCUUCCUGCCAAUCAACGGCGAGACGAGAUCGGCCGCCGGCUCGGCAACAAGGCGUCGAAGGAUAUGAAUGAGCGUGCCAAGGGCUACACACCAAGGCCGAGCGGAUCGUCCCUCUCCUCCACGCUCAAAGCGGCUGCGGACCGCUCCCGAGGCGUUCGGAUGGCCACUCCGGGAGGUAUGGGCCAGAUGCUCCCGCCGUCGAGCACACCAAAGAGGGAUCAUCUGACCCCGGCGGGGAAGAGGUUGUUGGAGCGUAGUCUGGGAAGGAGCCCUAUGACGACGUCGGGAAGUAAAGUAGGGGCGAGCGGGCGGAAUCGAGGCGCAGCGAUGGAAGUGGGGAGUGGGUGGGGUAUGGCAUCGGGCGGGAAGGGCAAGAAGGUCGGGGAGAUGAGCUGGACGCCGAGUCCCGGGCACAGGCGGUAA